Prorocentrum cordatum is the source of this 1629-nucleotide messenger RNA. Lineage: Eukaryota; Dinophyceae; Prorocentrales; Prorocentraceae. The record is from the annotation of a GenBank genome assembly.
AUGGGGGACGGCAUGGGUGCUGGGGACGAGUGCAGUGGAGCGGAGAAGGUCAAGGCUGACCUGAUUUACGGCGCGGACAUCGAGGAGCGGCGCAAGAUCUUCGAGAACCUUCUGCCAGAGGAAACGUUCGUAGACCGACGGUUGGUCACGGAGGAGCUCAUCGCCGAGGAGGAGACGCAGCGCUUCGGCCAGCGCGGCUUCGUAAGGCAAGUCGUGUUCGGUACGUACCAGGUGUUGGUCAACUCGACACCUCGCCCGGUUCAAGACGCCGCGACCGAGCAUCCGUUGGGCGACGGUUCCGGGGUCUGCGGUCUUCGACCAGUGCCGGGCGUUGCCGGCACGAAAACAGGAUCUGAACUGGAGCGCAGCGAGGAGAUCCGCCCCUCGCACUCGCCGGCGCUACGCGGCACCGACGCGCGGCGUGGUGGGCAGGGGCCCGCCGGGCGCGUCGACGUCCUGCGGCAGAUGGUCCGUGCGGCGCUGCUGCCACUCGUGGCCGCGCUGACUGCCGCGGCGGCGUCGGGCAGUGCGCCGCCGCCGCGGUCGACGCAGCGGUUCACGAUCGACCUGGACAGGGAGCCCGAGGAGCGCUUCAAGGAGGUCGCCCAGCACUUCAAGGCCAACAUACUCGACUUCCUGAAGGUCAUCGAGGGCUCUGCGGUCAAGGACAUCGUCGAGAAGAUUGUGAAACACCGCGGCCCCGAGAGGAGCGCGGAGCUGCAGGCCGAGAUCGCGGGCUGGGCAAAGUACACGGGCGCCCCGCUGGUGUACGCCCAGGUGGUCCACCUCUUGUACGAGCUGCAGACCGUCAUGGUCCCGUGGGAGAACGUGACGUGGCCUUGGGGCCAGACCACUCGGCGCACGGGCCUGGAACCCAUCUUCGGCUGCACCGGCAUCAUUGCCAGGAGCGCCGACAGCGGCACGGUGACGCACGCGAGGAACAUGGAUUUCUCAUUCGCCAAAUACUUCCAGAACAUGAGCUAUCUUGGCACCUUCGUGAAGAACGGCAAGGAGGUCUUCACCGCUCAGAUGAUAGCCCCGUACUCCUUCCCGAUCACUGCUUGGAGACGUGGACAGAAUGGCUACUCUGUCGAGAUCAACACUCGGUACCAGCACGAACGUGGACUCUCUCAUCAAGAUGCUGUCUUGGACGAGAAGAGGGAGGCGAGCGGCUGGGUCAGGCGCCAGGUCCUGCAGAGCGUCGACAGCUUCGAGGAGGCAGUCGAGGCCUUCUCAACGAGGCCCUACGCCACGACGGAGUACGACAUCAUCGCAGGCGUCCAGAAGGGGGUCAUCCUGGCGCGGGACCCCGACUCUGUGUACCACAAGUUGACACUGGGCCCCAAUCGGAACGACUACAUCAUCGUAACAAACUUCGACUACUGGGACCACGACCUCAAGGAGCUCGACCGACACGACCGUCUCGCCCUCCUGUUGCUCCGCCUCCUGAACUCGGCGUUGCUCGAAGAGCUCGACGGCCUCAUCGAGGAGGUGCUGGACCCGACGUCCCUUCACUUCGGGCACGCCCGGCGCGUCGGCGCCGAGACGCUGCUGAACGCGAGCGGCGGGCCCAGCUCGGACCUCGUCGCGGUCGCCGAUGCCUGUCGCGUGUCGCCAUCGUCGCCGUGA